GUGGCGUUGCAGAUUCUAAAAUGUUUGCCACGGAUCUCUGCUCGGCUAGAUGUUGGCCAAGUGUUCGACGGGCGUGCAACAGGGAUUCACACUAACGAGAGCUUGGUGGCUCGUACUGCCCAGGUGGGGGAUCGUACUCUGAUCAAACGUAGUAUCAUUGGAUCUGGAUGUGUUGUGGGUGAAAAAUCAAACAUUCAAGGAAGUGUCAUCAUGGGAGGAUCGACGAUAGGCAAAGGAGCAAAGAUCACACAGUGCAUCAUCUGCCGAGGCGCGGUGAUCGGUGACAACGCAGAGCUCACAAGUGUUAUUGUGACAAGGGAUCAGCGUGUCAGUGCUAAU
Messenger RNA from Ostertagia ostertagi, 339 nucleotides. The record is from the annotation of a GenBank genome assembly. NCBI's taxonomy places the organism in Eukaryota, Metazoa, Nematoda, Chromadorea, Rhabditida, Trichostrongylidae.